AUUCCAUCGAAGGCUGAGGGAGUUGUAUCGACAAGCAGGUGUGCAGUUGAGCAAGGUAGAAGGAGAGCAGCUUCAUUUACUUGGUUUCUACUUUCUAGUGAGAGAAUAUCAACAGAAGAUGUGGAAUCCUUCCAAACAAGACGCUCGCUCCAUUCCUGAGAAGAAGGGGGUUCUCAAAGCGAAUGAAGAAAAUCCUGCUGCAGCUCAAGUAGAAGUGGAUGAUGGACUCCCCUGUCUCUCUGGGGACAAACCAUUUUUUGAUGUUAUCCUCAAAGAAUUAGAUAUCUGCAAUCUGAUUGUGCCAAAGCAUAUGUUUCGCAAGCUUCCUCGUGAUGUUGUGCCUAUGGUUCUCACACACGGUGGCAAGAAGUGGAACAUGUCAUACAAUGGAAAAGUCAAGCAACAUAAGUUUGAGAGUACCGGGUGGAGAAACUUUGUUGCUGAUAACAAUCUGGAAUGUGGUGAUGCUUGCAUCUUUGAGUUGAUGGAGUCGGGCCCCAAGGGUGUGAGGCUCAGAGUCGUCAUCCUCAGGAAUACCUACUAUUUGCCGCCUCAAUUGCAGGCAAAAAUACCUGAUGGCGAAGCCAAUGGUAUGACACCGGAGACAGCCAUAGAGAUUGACUAGAUUCAGCUGUGUUUGCAUCGUAGGUUUCAUGGAUUUUUGUUGUUGUGAUUAUCUGUAGUCUGACUACAGUUGAAAGCUUUUGCUCAUUUGUUCUCUACUCAUCUUGAAAUGCUUCAUCUUUUGUUGAAAGCGUUGUAGUAAGUUUUAGUGUCCAAUGCUAGAUGGAUUUGCAUAUAUAUAUACAUGAUCCUGUUGGUGACAGA
This is a messenger RNA of Salvia miltiorrhiza (redroot sage), 828 nucleotides long. Its product is annotated as B3 domain-containing protein Os04g0386900-like. The record is from RefSeq and is a predicted model, not a curated record. Bases 119 to 625 code for a protein of 168 amino acids. Gene Ontology annotation, molecular function: DNA binding. Lineage: Eukaryota; Viridiplantae; Streptophyta; Magnoliopsida; Lamiales; Lamiaceae. The transcript has 3 exons.